AAGCGGACCAGCCUCCUCUCCUCACCCUGUCAUUCCUCCUCCCCACUCGUACUUGACAGUAGUCGGUUAGCUAAGGGCCUACGACUCCGGUUCAAUCAACCUCUGCUGUCUUUUAAGCCAACUCCGCCGUCAUCCUCCCAGAGACCAUGUCUGGCUACCACAAACCCGACGAGAAGACCCUGCAGGGUCUGAAAGACAUUGCCAACAAGCUACGGAUCAACUCCAUCAAAGCAACAUGCGCCUCCAACUCCGGCCACCCCACGUCAUGCUGCAGUGCAGCAGAGCUCAUGUCCGUUCUCUUCUUCAACGCCAUGCGCUAUAAGGCAGAUGAUCCUCGUAACCAGUGUAACGACCGCUUUGUGCUCUCCAAGGGUCAUGCUGCACCGGUCCUCUAUGCUGUCUGGGCUGAAGCAGGCUUUGUGAAAGAAUCUGAUCUUAUAAACCUUCGCAAGAUUGACUGUGACCUGGAGGGGCAUCCCACCCCAAAACUGGAGUUUGUUGACGUGGCCACAGGAUCCCUCGGACAGGGUCUUGGUGCUGCUUGUGGGAUGGCCUACACCGGCAAAUACUUUGACAAAUCCAGCUACCGUGUGUACUGCAUGAUGGGUGAUGGAGAGUGCUCCGAGGGAUCGGUUUGGGAAGCCAUGGCGUUUGCUUCCUACUACAAGUUGGACAACCUUGUGGCCAUCAUGGAUGUCAAUCGCCUUGGUCAGAGUCAGGCUGCCCCUCUGCAGCACGACAUGGAGGUCUACCGCAAGCGCUGUGAAGCCUUUGGGUGGAACACGUAUGUUGUGGAUGGACAUGAUGUGGAGGAGCUGUGCAAAGCUUUCUGGCAGGCUCAGCAGGUCAAAGAUAAACCCACCUGUAUCGUUGCCAAGACGUUUAAGGGGAGAGGACUCAAAAACAUUGAAGAUCAAGAUAACUGGCAUGGAAAGCCUAUCCCAAAGGACAAGCUGGAUGACGUCCUGAAGGACCUGCAGUCUCGGAUCCAGGUCCCCAACAAGACCUUGUGUCCUCACCUGCCCAAUGAGGAUCUAGCACCAGCUGACCUGAGCCCCAUCUCCCUGCCUUCACCCCCAGAGUACAAGAAGGGAGAUAAGAUGUCAACCAGGCGGGCGUAUGGCAUUGCACUGGCUCGACUGGGGCAGGCAAGCAAGAGGGUGGUGGCUUUAGAUGGAGACACCAAAAACUCUACCUUCUCUGAACUUUUUAAGAAAUCCUGCCCUGACCGCUACAUUGAGUGUUUCAUCGCUGAACAGAACAUGGUGGGCGUGGCCAUUGGCUGUGCCACUCGAGACCGGACAGUGGCAUUUGCCAGCACCUUUGCUGCUUUCUUCUCCAGAGCCUAUGACCAGAUCCGUAUGGGAGCCAUCUCCCAGUCCAACGUCAACCUCGUGGGAUCUCACUGUGGAGUCUCGAUUGGUGAGGACGGUCCAUCCCAGAUGGCCCUCGAGGACUUGGCAAUGUUCCGCGCCAUCCCCACAUGUACUGUGUUUUAUCCGAGUGAUGCGGUGUCCACUGAGAGGGCCGUCGAGCUGUCUGCCAACACAAAGGGAAUCUGUUUCAUUCGUACCAGCAGACCCGACACAGCGGUGAUCUACUCUCCUGAUGAGAAGUUUGAACUGGGCAUAGCCAAGGUGGUGUGUGAGUCUGAUAGUGAUGUGGCGACUGUGAUUGGAGCUGGUGUUACUCUGCAUGAAGCUCUGGCUGCUCAUAAGAUUCUCCAAAGUGAAGGAAAGAACAUCUGUGUAAUCGACCCAUUCACCAUCAAGCCUCUGGAUGCUGCCACCAUCUUGAGCCAUGCCAGAAAAACAGGAGGACACGUCAUCACCGUGGAGGACCACUACAAGGAGGGUGGUCUUGGUGAAGCAGUGCUGUCUGCAGUGGGAUGUGAGCCCGGAAUAGUUGUGACCCGGCUGGCGGUGUCCGGCGUUCCCCGCAGUGGGAAGCCCCAGGAGCUCCUGGAUGUUUUUGGCAUCAGUGCUAAGCACAUCGUUAACGCAGUCCGCCAGACCUUUGCUAAUUAAGAACUGCUUUUCAUCUUCAUGCUUUCUUCAUAACCUGUUUCCAUCUACCUGCCACACUUUCUAAAACCUAGCCUCGCUGCUGCCAUCCUGUGGCUUUGAAUGGGAUGUUCACUAACCCUGGGUUGCUGUGUAAGAGUGCAGUGAAUAUCUCUAUGUACGUUCUGGCUCACAUUUCCCCACAUUCCUGUUGUUUUUAGAUUCACAGACCAAAAAGUCACUGAACACUGUAAAAUGUUAACAUUUUGAUUUCCUAUCUGGUCAUAACUUCUGCUGUUUUUUCAGACUUUCAGCAAACAUCACUGUCCCCCAGCGAGUAUUCCUCCUUCGGUGCCGUUACUGGUUUUGAAAUGUUCUAGAUCUCUUCUGUAGAUGUAUAGAACUGCCUUUAAUGCCAGAUCUUUUCAUUUAUGUGGAAAAACAUUCCUCCCUGGUUCUUGAUUCAAGCGUCAGUCUUCCUGCUGUUUAAGGCAACCGUCUAUCGCCUCAGUGUGCAAAUAAAAAUAUCUGACUGCC
This is a messenger RNA of Nothobranchius furzeri (turquoise killifish), 2540 nucleotides long. RefSeq names its product transketolase b (gene tktb). Gene Ontology annotation, molecular function: thiamine pyrophosphate binding; transketolase activity. The record is from RefSeq and is a predicted model, not a curated record. Lineage: Eukaryota; Metazoa; Chordata; Actinopteri; Cyprinodontiformes; Nothobranchiidae.